AUGGCAUUUAGCACAAUCCCGCAAAAUAUCUUUUGGGGACGCCAUUUUGCCAAAAUUGAAGCGCUAGAUGGUUGUGUUUGUACAACCGCUGUUAAAAGUUCACGGGCCUUCGAUCAAAUCAAAGGUGUACAAUCGUCAAAUCAAAGGUGUACAAUCGUCAAAUCAAAGGUGUACAAUCAUCAAAUCAAAGGUAUACAAUCGUCAAAUCAAAGGUGUACAAUCAUCAAAUCAAAGGUCUACAAUCGUCAAAUCAAAGGUGUACGAUCGUCAAAUCAAAGGUGUACGAUCAUCAAAUCAAAGGUGUGCGAUGGUCAAAUCAAAG
This is a messenger RNA of Paramuricea clavata, 322 nucleotides long. NCBI's taxonomy places the organism in Eukaryota, Metazoa, Cnidaria, Anthozoa, Malacalcyonacea, Plexauridae. The record is from the annotation of a GenBank genome assembly.